CGGAAGGAAUUCCUUCCCGUCAACCAACGGGGUUGCACGCGCUAGCUCGACGGCUUGUAAGUCAUUGGGUCGCUUCGGCUGCGCACUUGCACGUACGGACGCUUGCUUUUAAUAGUAAUAGCUGAUUGACUCGCCUUCAGUCAUCUGUUCUCUCUCUCUCUCUGAACAGCGAGCCACAGAGGUAUUACAGAAGGCUCUCCUCAUUCAGUUCUAGUGCAAAUCGAUCCUUUAAGCCCAUGUAUUGAGGCUUCAAAACAGAAAAUGAACGGUCUAAAGCUUUUCAGCUUGAUCUUUGUGUUAACUUCUUUGCAUCAUACUACCGAAGCUGACAAUGAAGGAGACGCAUUGCUUGCUCUAAAACUAAGUCUUAAUGCUUCUGAAAUUCAACUAUCAAGUUGGGCCCAACAGAACGUUGAAAAAUGCACAUGGGAAGCUGUGAAUUGUGAUAAUAACAGUAAUGUAGUUCGAGUGGAACUGUCUUCCAUGAGAUUUACAGGGGUAUUGUCACCACGAAUUGGAGAACUCAAGCAUUUGGAAGCUUUGUUCAUAGGAAACAACAGCAUUACUGGUGGAAUACCAGCUGAAUUUGGAAAUUUGGCAAGUUUGAGAACUCUCAAUUUGGAGAAUAAUCGUUUGAGUGGAAGCAUACCUUCUUCCCUCGGCAGGUUGCAAAAUCUCCAAACAUUAAGGUUGGCAUUUAACAAUUUGACUGGGAAAAUACCAGAAAGAUUAUUUAACAUUCCAUCUUACAAUUUUACUGGCAACAAAUUAAACUGUGGCCAAGGUUAUCAGUACUUGUGUGCCUCUGUUCUGCUCAAUCAAGGAAGAUCACAUAAUUUUAAGACUAGGUUGAUUCUGGGAAGUAUUGGAGGAGCAGUUAGCUUCCUUCUUACUGGAAUUGUUUGCCUUCUCUGUAUGACUAGAAGAAAAUCUCGCAAACAUGAAGUUUUUGUUGAUGUUCCAGGAGAAGAUUAUCGAUUAAUAGCAUUAGAUAAAUUGAAAAGAUUUACAUGGCAAGAAUUACAACAAGCAACCGAGAAUUUUGCCGAGAAAAAUGUUGUGGGACAGGGAGGUUAUGGAAAAGUUUAUAAAGGAGUGCUUCAGGGCAACAUGAAUAUUGCAGUAAAGAGAUUGAAAGAUGGUCUGAGUUCAUUUAAUGAAUCUUCCUACCUGCACGAGCUUGAGAUGAUAAGCAUAGCUGUGCAUCAAAAUCUUUUGAGGUUGAUUGGCUUUUGUACAACAGCCUCAGAAAGGCUCUUAGUUUAUCCAUUUAUGCCCAAUUUAAGUGUUGAUUAUCAUUUAAGAGAGCUGAAGCCCGAAGAUCCAGUUUUAGAUUGGUCGACGAGAAAACGGGUGGCUCUUGGAACCGCUCGAGCUCUGUCAUAUCUUCAUGAGAGUUGCAAUCCGAAGAUCAUCCAUCGUGAUGUCAAAGCCGCGAAUGUGCUUCUUGAUGAGAACUUUGAGGCUGUAGUUGGAGACUUUGGCUUGGCAAAGCUGGUGGAUAUGAAGAAAACAUCUGUAACUACUCAGAUUCGUGGAACUCAAGGUCACAUAGCGCCUGAAUAUAUAGCCACAGGCAGGGCAUCCGAGAAGACUGAUGUUUUUGGUUAUGGCAUCAUGCUUCUUGAGCUGGUCACUGGACAAAGUGCUAUAUGCUUUGAAGGAAGAGAUGACUUGCUUCUGCUUGAUCAUGUGAGAAGAAUGGAGAGGGAAAACCAUCUUAAUUCCAUAGUGGACAGAAACCUGAGACAAAACUACAAUCAUGAGGAAGUGGAGAUGAUGAUAAGGGUUGCUCUUCUCUGCACACAAACAUCACCCAAGGUGCGACCUUCAAUGUCCAAAGUGCUCCAGAUGUUGGAAGGAGAAAUGCUAGCAGAGAAAUGGGAAGAAUGGCAGGAGCUUGUAGUUGCUAGAGCUGGCAAGUGCAAGGAUCAUGAAAGCCAAUAAUAAGAUAAGUUGAUACUAAGUAUGAUAAAUUUAAUUGCUUUGAGUGUAUUAUAUAGAAGAGUAGGAUAUUAUGUGAUAAACGAUAUCAUGAUGACUUAAAAAGAUAAAUUUUAUAAAUUUAUAAUCAAGAUUAUAGAUGGUUUUGUAUGAACCCGAGUAUUGUUUAGCAAAAAGUUAUUGAUAGCCA
Molecule: messenger RNA, 2134 nt
Organism: Dendrobium catenatum
Lineage: Eukaryota; Viridiplantae; Streptophyta; Magnoliopsida; Asparagales; Orchidaceae
Product: LRR receptor kinase SERK2
Exons: 11
Coding region: 262-1947 (561 amino acids)
Biological process (GO): protein phosphorylation
Molecular function (GO): protein kinase activity; protein binding; ATP binding
Source: RefSeq, a predicted model, not a curated record